Molecule: messenger RNA, 981 nt
Organism: Colletotrichum acutatum
Lineage: Eukaryota; Fungi; Ascomycota; Sordariomycetes; Glomerellales; Glomerellaceae
Exons: 2
Coding region: 1-981 (326 amino acids)
Biological process (GO): rRNA processing; protein lipoylation; tRNA processing
Cellular component (GO): nucleolar ribonuclease P complex; ribonuclease MRP complex
Molecular function (GO): lipoyl(octanoyl) transferase activity
Source: RefSeq, a predicted model, not a curated record
AUGGGGACCCUUCGAGCCGCACACCGGAUUUUCUUGCGACAGGCAAGAUGGAGCUCCUCAACGCCAAUCUCGAAGUUGGUCUUCGCUGAAGACGAGGGCGUCGAACCGAGCGCAUUGCGACAUAUUCACCUCGCCGGCUCUGAAUCGAACGAAUUCCCGUCGUAUGACUCUGCUUCAGAGUUUCAAAGUGCCUUACGCCAGGCCUUCCUCGACUGGAAAUCGGCCCCGGACUCCCGCGCUCCGUCACCACUCGUCGUAUCUUUCACUCCGGCACCAACGUAUACGCUCGGCCGCCGCCAAAAGACUUUACUACCCGAGCAACUGGACCGACUCCAACAGCCUUUGACUAUCAUCGACGAGAAGAAGGCUAAGGCAGGGGAACAAAACGGCGGAACAGGUCUACGAGAGCAGCAGUUCACGCCCAAAGUCAUUGAGACAGAUCGCGGUGGAUUGACAACAUAUCACGGGCCUGGGCAGGUAGUUCUGUGGCCGAUAUUGGACUUGCACAGUAGAUACUAUCCCCAUUUGACCGUCCGAUCCUACGCGCGACUUCUAGAGGAGACGACGCAAGCGAUCCUCGCCGAUGGACCCGGGAUCCAGACUUACCUCUCCGAGGACGAGCCGGGGGUAUGGGCUGAAUCGGCAAGGCAGCGGACAGGAGGACAGGAACGCAAGAUUGCAGCCAUGGGCGUUCACCUCCGCCGUCACAUCUCGGGGCUCGGCACGGCGCUGAACGUCGACGUUGUCGUCGACGGUGACGAGGCAUUGAAUCCUUGGGCGAGGUUCGUGCCGUGCGGACUCGAAGGUAAAACCGCCACCAGUGUACGAGCCGAAGUGGGAGAGGUUCACUGGAGGCAAUUGAGUCUCGCUGGCGAUGGCAAGGCGAAGAGAGAAUGGUAUGCUCGCCGGUGGGCUGAGGAGCUUGCAAAGCGCCUUGGGGUCGGCAUUGCGCCGACGACAGUACAUCAACGACUUGGAUGA